Symbiodinium natans is the source of this 1407-nucleotide messenger RNA. The record is from the annotation of a GenBank genome assembly. Lineage: Eukaryota; Dinophyceae; Suessiales; Symbiodiniaceae.
AUGGCACCGCUCUCGACUGCAGAAUGCUCGCAGAAUGGCCAUCAAGCGCUGGACAGUAUCAGCCAAGAGCAAACCGGCGUGCAUCACAAUGGACGUUUGGCAGAAUCAGUGGCCAGCGGCAAAGACGGAAAACCCACAGGGCAAGCUCAAGCUGACGGACAUGACAUGCAGAGACAGAAGCAAGUGCUGCUGCUGCAAGCCAGCGCUGCACUGCAAACUUUCUGUAACUCCCUCAUUCACUCCGAUGUAUCUGUGCUUCUUCUGGAAGUGUGUCAGCAGGAUGCGCACAGCUUUACCCAGUGGUCCAUGUGCCAGAGAACUGCAGAGUCAUUUCUGGACUUUCUGGCAACGCCGGCGGUUUGUGUGCUUGCAGAUGCCUAUGGACGGCGACCUCUGCUCCUCCUUACGGGGCCCCUUGAACUGUGUGGAUGGUCUGUGAUAGGGGCAUUGGUGCCUCGAACUCUCACUUCCAAGCCUUUAGUUGCUUUCAUGAAGGCUUUGUCUUCGGUCACAAGCACUGCCUUUUUGACGGUGAGCAGUUCUGCUCAAUCAGACCUGCUACAACAUCGGCCAAAAGACUUGGCGGAUGCAAUUGCAACCGGCCAGUCUUAUGUAGGCCUUGCUGUUGUUGGAGCGCCACUACUGUCGAUAUUGCUUCGUAGAAACUUUGGAGCUCACGCGCCCUUCUGGAUGGCAGGCGUUCUGAGCAGCAUUAUUCUUGCUACCGUUCUCUCGGUUCCAGAGACUCUGGAGACUUCUGGACGUAGAAGGAUCGAGCUUCACAAGUUUAAUCCGCUUGAAUCAGCAACGCUCCUAUUUCGACAGGGCUCCAACUUGGCACAUUUGGCCUUGAUGUACUCGAUGCAAUGCGUGACACGCUGUGUGGAUGCCUAUUUGCACACCUUCAUGGAACUGCGACUUGGCUGGGGCCGCACCCAGAUGUCCAAGCUUCUUAGCUUCUGGGGCUUCUGCGUUUUCCUCGGUAGCAACUUGCUUCGGAAAGCAUUGAAGCGAUUUUCAGCUCGAAGAAUCGUCCUUGCUGGUACACUAUUCAGCGCAGCCGACCUUGCCCUUCGAGGGCUUACGCAUCGUUGGUGGCACUUGCCAGCAGCUUUGGUGUUGGGCCUUCCAGGAAUAAGUGUCGAAUCUGCCAUGCGAGCAAUGCUCACAUCUGCUGUGCGAGACCAGUGCCCAACACUGGGUGGAGCAACGACACAGGCUGCACUAAAAAUGCAGCAAACUCUGACAUGUGCUGUAGUGGGCUCUCCUCUGAUCGGCCAAGCAUUCGCCUGGUGGCUGCGGCAGCCGAGAAAGGUAAGCAGUGGAUUCGUUGCAACGCACUACGUGACGGCAAGCCUCUGUAGUCUUCUAGCACAUGCUUUACUUCAGUCUUAUGUGCCCGCAUGA